GUGGGUUUUGGUCUGGAGCAUGUAUCUAGUCAACAAAUCCAGGAGGUGGAGGAGGAUCUUGAUGAGCUCUAUGACAGUCUGGAGAUGUACAACCCCUCUGACAGUGGACCUGAGAUGGAAGAGACGGACAGCAUCCUCAGCACACCCAAACCUAAACUUAGGUAGCUGUUAUGGUGACACACACGUACAGUGCAUUCGGAUAGUAUUCAGACCCCUUGACUUUUUCCACAUUUUGUUAUUCGAAAAUGGAUUAAAUAAAUAAAAAUCCUCAUCAAUCUACACACAAUACCCCAUAAUAACAAAGUGAAAACAGAAGAAAAUGAAAUACCUUAUUAGUAUUCAGACCCUUUGCUGUGAGACUCGAAAUUGAGCUCAGGUGCAUCCUGUUUCCAUUGAUCAUCCUUGAGAUGUUUUUACAACUUGAUUGGAGUCCACCUGUGGUAAAUUCAAUUGAAUGGACAUGAUUUGGAAAGGAACACACCUGUCUAUAUAAGGUCCCACAGUUGACAGUGCAUGUCAGAGCAAAAACCAAGCCAUGUGGAUAGAAGGAAUUUUCUGUAGAGCUCCGAGACAGGAUUGUGUCGAGGCACAGAUCUGGGGAAGAGUAGCAAAACAUAUCUGCAAUAUUGAAGGUCCCCAAGAACACAGUGGCCUCCAUCAUUCUAAAAUGGAAGAAGUUUGGAACCACCAAUACUCUUCCUAGAGCUGGCCGCCCGGCCAAACUGGGCAAUCGGGGGAGAAGGGCCUUGGUCAGGGAGGUGACCAAGAACCCAAUGGUCACUCUGACAGAGCUCCAGAGUUCCUCUGUGGAGAUGGGAGAACCUUCCAGAAGGACAACCAUCUCUGCAGCACUCCACCAAUCAGGCCUUUAUGGUAGAGUGGCCAGACGGAAGCCACUCCUCAGUACAAGGCACAUGACAGCCCGCUUGGAGUUUACCAAAAGGCACCUAAAAUACUCUCAGACCAUGAUAAACAAGAUUCUCCGAUCGAAUAUCUCUGGAGAGAUCUGAAAAUAGCUGUGCAGCGAGGCUCCCCAUCCAACCUUACAGAGUUUGAGAGGAUCUGCAGAGAAUAAUGGGAGAAACUCCCCAAAUACAGGUGUUCCAAGCUUGUAGCGUCUUACCCAAGAAGACUCAAGGCUGUAAUCGUUGCCAAAGGUGCUUCAACAAGGUACUGAGUAAAGGGUCUGAAUACUUAUGUAAAUGUAAUAUUUCCGUUUUUUAUUUGUAAUACACUUGCUAAAAUUUCUAAAAAUCUGUUUUUGCUUUGUUAUUAUGGGGUAUUGUGUGUAGAUUAAUGAGGGGAAAAAACUAUGUAAUCAAUUUUAGAAUAAGGCUGUAACGUAACAAAAUGUGGAAAAAGUCAAGGGGUCUGAAUACUUUCCGAAUGCACUGUACAUUCCCAUAUAAGGGACUUAGGACUGCUAGAGUGAAUCAGUUACAGCAGGGGUAUUCAACCGAGGGUCCCCUGUGGUCCGCGGAGGUACUGCAGGGGCUCCGCGAAAAUAUAUAUACAGUAUAUAAAAAAAGUGGAUUUUAUUUCACAGCAACAACAGAAUAUACAAAUUUUUUAGACCUACAGUAGAAAAGAGGAGAAUAUCUUCUUUCUAUUAAUCAAUUUCUCAACUCUUAAUAUUGAGCCAAUUACACUCACUGGAGUAUCUGACAUCGGCUUUGAAAAAGCACCCGCGAAUAGGCUACCAGUGCGGCAAGUGCUGCUGGCUGCUGGUAAGCUUUCUUGACUUGGUCAUUAUUUUGUGGCCAACACCUGGGUAAACUUUUUUUAACCAGCUAAACUGCUGCUCUUAGCGAAAAUGUGCUUGGAGUUACCUUUCUAGCCAAUAGGCUAUGGUAGAGUUUACACUUCCUCUUCCAAUUAUAAUGUGGGUAUGUCAAAAUAAGGAAAAACAAUCAACCAUAUCAAAUCAUUUUUAAAAGUUGUUUAUUUCUCCUUGCCAUUAUCACUCACCUGAUGAUAAGAUCGUUUUUUGCUAACGUAUGAUUGGGGUCCCUGGAUUGCUGGUUUGCAUGGGAGGGGUCCCUGCCCUUGACAGAAAAGGUUGAAAGACCCCGAGAUACAGUAUAACUAUUUGACAACGUCUUUCGUCAUCAGGUCAGAUCAUCACUAUGAACACAUCAUUCCAUGUAUGUUACAGUCGGUGCUAACUUUUCUGUGUGUCCAUCCAGGCCGUUCUUUGAGGGAAUGUCCCAGUCUAGCUCUCAGACAGAGAUCACCAGCCUAAACAGCAGAGGAGGGAGCCUGGGAAGAGACGCCUGCUUCAGCCCUGUGAGUACUGGAGUGAUGGAGGGAGAGAGGGAGGGAGAGGGAGAUAAAUGAUGCAAUAAAGGAUGGAGAGGGGGGAUAUAAGGGAGACCAAUCUAGUGAGAAGGGGGUUCAACAGUUGUAGCUCAGUUGGUAGAGCAUGGCGCUUCCAACGCCAGGGUUGUGGGUUCGAUUCCCACAGGGGGCCAGUAUGAAAAAAAUAAAAGGAUGCACUCACUAACUGUAAGUCGCUCUGGAUAAGAGUGUCUGCUAAAUGACUAAAAUGUAAACAGUAUGGAGACAACAGAGAGGAAUGCUAGAGAAAAAGAGGGCGAAAGUGAAGGAUUGAGAUUCACAUCAGGUGAAGUGUAGCCUCGUUCAACCAGCCGGAUCUCGCAAGUUUAUAGCGCAGCCGUUAUCAGCUGUCAUCAGUCUGGGAAUACCAGGCUAGGUGAUGUGUGUGUAGUGACUGUAUUUCCUGUGUGUCUCCAGCAGGGGGAGCAGCGGCCUAUAGAGAUGAAACACUCUCGCAGUCGCAACCUGGAGGUAGAGGCACUCUCUGAGACGGACACACUGGUGAGAUACGCUAUAGGCUCUGCGUGCGUGUAGAAGUAGCGAUCCACUUUGAGCUCAAGCUAAUCUGUGUGUGUUCUGUGUGUAGGAGUUGACGGAUCAGGAGAUGUUUCCGGAGGGCCCCUCUAUUACGGUGUCGGGGGCUGAGAAACCGCGUACGCCCCUGAAGAGCAGCAAGAGUGAAGGAGGACAGACCAUGCCCUCCCCCAGGUAACCACACACACACACACACACACUUGCCAUAGUGACUCCAACAAAAUUACACAUGCCCGAUACCAAACCAACCUCCCAGGUGCCUUUGCAGAUGUGCAUAUUUUCCUCUGAAAGGUAGAAUUGUUCCAAUCCUUCAAACCUAGAGGUAAGGGUUUGGGGUCAAUUUUGAGUUUUAACACAAACACGUAGCACCCUCCACACUGGUUGAACGGGGGAUUUGUCUCUAAAAGAUGUGUGUGUUCCACAGACUGGAUGGCGGAGGCCACACCCCCAAACAGAAGAGACAGAGCAGUACUCCUAUGAAAGAGAGACAGCUGUCUAAACCAAUCAGUGAAGGGGGGAGGACCAACAGCUCCGACAGCGAGAGAUCCCCCGAACUGGGACACAGCUCACAGGUAACUCACGUACACACACACACACACACACACACACACACACACACACACACACACACACGUUCUUAAAACUACUGUUAGCGCCAAAGUAUUGGGACAGUGACACAUUCUGUUGUUGUUUUCACUCUAUACUCCAGCACUUGAAAUGAUAUAAUGACUCUGAGGUUACAGUGCAGACUGCCAGCUUUAAUUUGAGGGUAUUUCAUUUUGAGGGUAUAUCGGGUGAACCGUUUAGAUAUUACAGCACUUUUUGUACAUAGUCCCCCCAUAUUUUGGGACAAAUUCACUUAUGUGUAUUAAAGUAGUAAAAAGUUAAGUAUUUGGUCCCACAUUCAUAGCACGCAAUGACUACAUCAAUCUUUUGACUCUACACAUUUGUUGGAUGCUUUUGCUGUUUGUUUUGGUUGUGUUUCAGAUUAUUUUGUGCCCAAUAGAAAUCAAAUGAAAUUGUAUUUGUCACAUGCGCCGAAUACAACAGGUGUAGACCUUACAGUGAAAUGCUUACUUACAAGCCUUAACCAACAAUGCAGUUCAAGAAAUAGAGUUAAGAAAAUAUUUAAAAUAAUAAUAAUAUGUAACACAAUACAAUAACAAUAACGAGGCUAUAUACAAGGGGUACCGGUAUCGAGUCAAUGUGCCGGGGGUACAGGGUAGUCAAGGUGAAUGGAAAUAAUGUAUUGUGUCAUUUUGGAGUCACUUUUAUUGUAAAUAAGAAUAGAAAAUGUUUCUAAACAUUUCUACAUUAAUGUGGAUGCUACCAUGGUUACGGAUAAUCCUGAAUGAGUCGUGAAUAAUGAUGAGUGAGAAAGUUACAGAGGCAUAAAUAUCAUAUCCCCAAGACACGCUAACCUCUCACCAUUAUAAUAACAGGAGAGGUUAGCAUUUUUGGGGGGGUAUGAUAUUUGUGCGCAUGACACACACACACGUACACACGUACACACGUACACACACACACACACACACACGUACACACACACACACACACACACACACACACACACACACUCUCUUAUAGCAGGGGGUCUUAUAGUUCCAGUUAUCACAUCUCAUCCAUCCAGAGCUAGCUUAAGGACAGCACAGCACAUUUAUAUUGAAAACGCACAGCACAUUAUAUGCCAAGAAAAAAAUAUUGUCUCUCUCCAUCUUGAUCUCUCCGUUCCUCUCCUCCUCCUGCUCCCUUCUUCUUGUCUAAAUAAAUAACUUAAAUGUACCCAUGACGACGAGACCAAGAAUAAAUUAUGUAUAUGUUGAUGAGUCAUCAAAAAAGAAACUGUUCCACUUGCUCCACUUUGUGUGCGUGUGUGUUUGUGUGUGUGCGUGUGUGUGUUUGUGUGUGUGCGUGUGUGUGUGUGUGUGUGUGUGUGUGCUGUGUGUGUGUGUGUGUGCGUGUGUGUGUUUGUGUGCGUGUGUGUGUGCGUGCUGUGUGCGUGCUGUGUGUGUGUCUGUAUGGGUGGGUGUGUAGGUCCUGAGGAAGGCGGUGUAUGAUCAGCUGAACCAGAUCCUUCUGUCUGACGCGGCUCUGCCUGAGAGUCUCAUCCUGGUCAAUGGCACCGACUGGCAGGGCCAGGUAAGAACCAUGAGUGUGUGCUAGUGGUGCACGGGUCAGCUGUUUGUUCACCCACGCCCGCAAUUGCUAAUAACCCAUCCGCAACAGCCCGACUAUAUGUGAUAAAGUUACAAUCUGAGGCCAGCACCCGUCCCUAACCGGCUAAAUGCGCUGUAGGCUACAGUCAGAGACGGUGGAACAGUGGAGGCUGCUGAGGGGAGGACGGCUCAUAAGAAUGGCUGGAACGGAGCGAAUGGAAUGGCAUCAACACCUGGAAACCAUGGAAACCAUGUGUUUGAUGUAUUUGAUACCAUUCCGCUCCAGCCAUUCCCACAAGCCCGUUCUCCACAAUUCAGGUGCCAUCAACCUCCUGUGUGGCGAAACGAUUUUUUAACAGAAACUGUAUGUUUCUGCUUAUAAUUUCCGACAUUUUGGUAGGCUAUUUGUUCAACUUGUCUAUAAUUAUAUACAUGCAGCUUCUCUUCUGUCAUAUUGUUGCCCUAGAAGACUAAAUAAACCCUUGCUCAUCAGAAUAGUGUCAUAAAUCAAUAGAAUUUAUGCUUCAAUCUACGGUAGUAGCAAAGACGUUUAGGGACCGGGGAGAAAAUGCAGUAACUCAAAUAAAACUGGAAAGAUUUUCUGUGCAAAAUGUCCAAAUGACAUCAGUUUGACCGAUUGUAUGGAAGUAGAAAGCUGUGAAAACAACCCAACAUGUUUCUGAUAAGAUUUCAGUUCGGUUUGGAUGCAUAUUUUAUGUGGUUGAAAUACUAUCAGCGUGUAUGAUACUGAUAAAGAUAGCAGCUCUACAGACGGUAUCUGACUGCGCAUUCACAUUCUGUCAACAUGCUGAAAUAAAUCAUAUUUCUCCACUCCUGUUCCUGAGUCAAAAUGUAGCGUAUUUUUGGUGUAUCAUUUUACAACAAGAAAUGCUUAAUUCUGCAGGAGUUAAUAUUAAGACUAUGUGAGAGGUUAUAGACCUACAGUCUGUGUCCAGAUUUCAGUUUCCAUUUAACCCAUCUGAACAGUAGGCUACAGUUCCCUUGACGUGCCAUAGGCCUAUCUGAAAUCCCCUGAAUUCAACCCACGCAUCACUAGUGUGUGCACACGUGUUUGUUGCGUCAGAACAAACCUGGAUGUUGCUGCAGUUCUCUAAGUGUGUGUUCCAGUACGUUGGCGAGCAGCUGCAGGUACAGAGGCACCCGGUGGUGUGUACGUGUUCAGGAGCUGAGAUCCAGGCGGUGCUGUCUGCUGUCCUCACACGCAUCCAGAAGUUGUGAGUCGCACGCACACACACACACACACACACACACACACACACAUACACACUCACACACACACACACACACACCCAGAGUUGUGAGUCUGUUGGUUUAACACAUUAUCUAUGCUCUGUUAAUCUCACUGUCUAUGAAAUAUUUACACAUCAGAACUCAGACAGUCACAUACAAUAUUGAGUUGAUUCAGAAUUCUGUCUAUUCUCUCAUUUCCUUUCUGCUCUAGUUUCCUCUCUUCUCUCGUUUCCUCUCUCUCUCGUUUCCUCUCUUCUUCGUUUCCUCUCUUCUCUCGUUUCCUCUCUUCUCUCGUUUCUUCUCUGCUCUCGUUUCCUCUCUUCUCUCGUUUCCUCUCUUCUCUCGUUUCUUCUCUUCUCUCGUUUCCUCCCCUCUCACAUUUUUGUUGAUUUAUUAAAUUAAGUAUUUCAAAUGUCAUGGUAUAUCCUUGUAGGUCACAAUGUCACAAGGAUAAUCGAAUUACAUUUAUAACAAAGCUUUUUCAUAGUCAAAAUAGGCCUAAAGAAAAUCACAAAAAAUUAACACUCACUCAAGUAAUCGAAUACUAAUUUCAGUUCGAAUAUCUGGAUAUUCGAUUAACCGUGCUCAUCGCUACUUGGUGGGUGUCAUAGCUGUGUUAUGCCAGUGAUUAUCUUUACCCCCCACUCCCCUCUCUCUCUCUCUCUUUUCCCCUCUCUCACUCCCCACCCCUCUCCUCUCUCCCCCUCUCUACUUUCCUCUCCAGUUGUAACUGUAACUCGUCAAUGCCCAGGCCGGUCAAGGUGGCAGUCGUGGGUAGUCAGAGCUACCUUGGUGCCAUCCUGCAGUUCUUUGUCACACAGCUGGCAAGCAAGACCUCUGAUUGGCUCAACCACCUGAGGUUCCUGGUGGUUCCCCUGGGUGAGACAAAAACAUGGGCGCCAUCCGUCCGUAUCCAUGGUGACAGGCGUAGUGAUGGGUUGAUAUUGGAAAGAGUUGUUGUUGUCAGGCUGAUCACGUACACUAAAAGAUAUUCUCUCCAUCUUUCUCUCUCUCUCUCUCUCUCUCUCUCUCUCUCUCUCUCUCUCUCUCUCUCUCUCAUGGUCUUAUAGGCUCUCAUCCUGUUGCUAAGCACCUGGGUGCCAUAGACAACCGUUACAGCUCUGCGUUCUUAGACGGGGCGUGGAGAGACAUGUUCAGCCGCUCUGAACCCCCACAGACAGGUACACACACACACACACACACACACUGGAUCUGGAUACAUAAAGUUAGCACACAGAGCCUGACCUCUGACCUCUUACCAAUGACCUCUAAUUUUUGAUCUGUGUUCCUGUCCCCUGUGCUGCAGACCUGUUGGACGUAGCCGGUAGGAUCUCCCAGUACAUCAGUGGAGCCACUGUCACACACCAGCUGCCCAUCGCUGAGGCCAUGCUUACCUGCAAACACAGGACGUGAGUGGGCACGCGCGCACACACACACACACACAUACACAAACUGUCAGGGUGUAACACAUACCUUAACCAGAGCAAUAGCUACAAGAUGGUAUUUAAUACAAAACCCAUAUAACUGGUCAUAACUCAUUAUUUGUCUCUGUUCAGGCGUGAUGAAGAUUCCUACCAGAAGUUCAUUCCCUUUAUUGGGGUACGUAUAUAAAAAAACAGGUCUCUCUAUAGCCUCUUCCAUAGAUCUACCCUUGAAAAUGUACAUCUAGUUUGUAUAGUAACUCUUCAGCUGAUUUAGGGUGUUAGAAUAUGAGGUAUUUUUCCUGAUGUUGUAGCAACAGGAUGUUGUCAUGUGUUUCAGGUGGUGAAGGUUGGUCUGAUUGAGCCGGGCCCUUCCUCUACAGGUAGGUGGUUUAAAAUGUAGAACCAAUGAAGAAAUAGACUCUCUUACUGCUAAAUAUGCAUCUUCCAGGCCUAUUUACUUGAUAAUAUUACAAAUAAUGACAUUAAUCUCACCUCCAUUCCUUGCCCCUGUGGUCGCCUAGGAGACGCAGAAGAGGGCGUGGCAGUGAGUUUAGCUGUUCCCUCUACAUCCCCUCCCUCCCACGGCUCUCCCACCGGGCUGAUCAAAGAGGCUGCCACUCCCCCCUCCUCUCCUUCUAUGAGCAGUGUUCAGGCAGUACAGGGGUACGUUUGCACCCACCGACUAGCUUGGUGUAGUCUUUUGUGUUGUUAAAAUCUCUGGGCAAUUCCAGUUCUCAGGAGCUGCUACGUUUUCUCUUCUCUUUCUGAGUAAUCAUUAGUGGAUCAAUUCAGUGCCAGAGAGUGUCUGCACACCUUUAAUGUCUAAAUCAGUCCCUGAAAGGAACGAGAACCAAUAAACAAUAGACACUGUGGCCCCCAUUGACCUGACAGAGUUGCCUACCCCUGUCUGAGAGAGAGGAAGGAAAGAGAAAGGGAGAAAGAGGAAUGUUACCAACACACUGCUUCUCCUCAGAUCAGCCAUCUCAGGUUCAUUAUGUCCCCUUCAUGUCUGUCCUGGUGAAACUCUAGAGCAGUGAUCCUCUCUGUCCAUCUAAAAAUAACCACAGCAGCAUCAGCAGCUUCUAGUGUUAUAGCCCAUCAUUGUUUUGGGGUUUGGUGCUGUAACACACUUUCUUGUCCUCUGUAUAGCCAAACUCAGGGUCAGGGUUGACGCACCAUAUGAAAUGUAUGCCCCUGAAUCCAUAACCCUCUCUGUCGCUGAAUACCUCAUCCCUCCAUCUCACAAAUUAACACAGCUUUUUACACUUUUAACAAAGAACCUCCAUAAAUUUCCCUUUCCUGUAUUGUAUCCUAACCCCUCCUCGUCCUGUCUCUGGCCCCUCCCCUUCCUGUCCCAGGAGCCCCAGUAUGUCCCAUGGUGUGGACGCCAUUGGGUUGCAGGUGGACUACUGGCUGGCGUCGCUGGCAGAGAAGCGUCGAGAGGGCGAGCGGCGUGACACAGGCUGUAAGAACACCCUGAAGAGUGCCUUCAGGUCCCUGCAGGUCAGCAGGCUACCAGAAGGGGGCAGCAGUGAAGCCCAGGCCCAGGUCAGCACCAUGGCCAUGACCGUGGUCACCAAGGAGAAGAACAAGAAGGGUAAAGAGUUUUAGAAUACCACUGUUUUAUAUGGCACAAGCAAAGUAAUAAGAAAAAACAUAGUUUUUAAUGCUGAAUGAUCAGUGGAAAAGAUGCAUUCCUUCUAGUUGAGGUUUUCUUCUUUCUUCCUACAGUAUGUGACUGUUAUAGUCUGCCUGGUUGUGUAGUUAUAGAGAUCCUAUUACAUUAUCUAAUUCCCAAUUCUAUGUGUAUAGUAAUGAAGGUUGACUCUCUAUCCCACUCUCUCUCUCCCUCCCUCUCUCUCCCUCUGUAGUUCCAACCAUAUUCCUGGGUAAGAAGCCGAAGGAGAAGGAUGUCGACUCUAAGAGCCAGGUCAUUGAGGGCAUCAGCAGACUCAUCUGUUCUGCCAAGCAGCAUCAGACCAUCCUGAAAGGUACAGGAGCAUGAGACAAGGAGGGAGGGAGAGCGGGAAAGAGAGAUGACUAGUGAAAGUGAAGAGAAGGCUCGGAGAAGAAGAGGGAGGGAGGGGAGGGAGAUUAUAGUGCUUCUCUAGAUGCAAGAUCUUUAGAAAGAGUAGACACAUCAAUAAAGAUUUGAAGGAAGGGGAAAUUAUUUAUUGGGGAUGUUAGAGGAAAGAGAAAAUGGAGAAUGGGCUGUGUGAAUGGACCUCUAAGUGUCUCUAAGACUGUGUCCGAAAUAGAACCCUAUUCCUUACACUGGACCAAUAGGUCUCUGGUCCAAUAGCGCUCUGGUCACUACUGUAUAUAGGGAGAAGAGAGCCAUUUCAGACACCGCCGCAUACUAGGUUCAAACAUCUGUGACCCUUGAAAGACCUUCGCCUUGAAAAACUAGAAAAAAGCUGUUUGUCCCUCUUGAGACUGCGUAUCAACAGUGUAGCCCGUAUGCACUUCCUCAAAAUAGUCAAGAUAAAUCAAGAAAUCUGUCAUUAAUUUUGACAUUUUUGCAGAGGGAGGUCUUAGUCGCGCAUUUUUACAUCUAACUAAGAUGUUUGGUGCAGUAUUUCUCAAGUGAAAAAAUGUGCAUGAAAACUAGUCGUCUCUCGUUGAAUGACAACAAACACUUCAUUGAAGAAUCCUGUCCAUAGUUCCCACUCCUACUAGGAGUAGUAUUGUUGACCAAUCACCAAAGGGGUGUAGACUUAUGGUAUCGAACUACGACUUGCCUCAACAAUUUUUUUUAUGUGCGCAAAUUUUGGCAUAAUAUAUGCGCAACUGUUUCUACUGGGAAGCAUGCGACAGGCUUAAGUGUUCCCUGUCUGAACAACAGUCAUACUUAACCAGUAUCUCUGUGUCUCCUGUGUGUCUCUCAGUGUCCAUAGACGGAGUCAUACUUAACCAGUAUCUCUGUGUCUCCUGUGUGUCUCUCAGUGUCCAUAGACGGAGUGGAGUGGAAUGACGUCAAGUUCUUCCAGCUGGCUGCCCAGUGGCCCACGCAUGUCAAGUAUCUCCCUGUUGGACUGUUUGGUUACAGCAAACCCACCUCCUAG
Messenger RNA from Coregonus sp. 'balchen', 10767 nucleotides. NCBI's taxonomy places the organism in Eukaryota, Metazoa, Chordata, Actinopteri, Salmoniformes, Salmonidae. The record is from the annotation of a GenBank genome assembly.